Messenger RNA from Hypoxylon fragiforme, 1379 nucleotides. RefSeq lists its product as uncharacterized. The transcript has 2 exons. The coding region runs from base 295 to 1161 and encodes 288 amino acids. The record is from RefSeq and is a predicted model, not a curated record. Lineage: Eukaryota; Fungi; Ascomycota; Sordariomycetes; Xylariales; Hypoxylaceae.
CCUUUUCGAACCAACAACUCCUUUUCUAGGGGACAACCCUGGAAUGAUAAUCCUAGUCUUGGGGAGGCGCUGAAGAAUCCUUCCAUAACAUCCCCGAAUAUGUGCGUUUGAUAUUCUUCACACCCCACCCCUCCGUGGGAUUUUUUUGUCGAUGAGGACAUGGGUGUUGAGUAGGACUAUGGAACAAGCAGAGAAUAAAACUCGGGCCUUUGGCUCCUACCGACCGUUUAGUCAGGUUCUCAGGUCGAUUUCAUUCGUAUCAGUUUCAUUCUCUGCGAGAUACAGGCAACAGACAUGUCAACCUGCCGGCACCUCCAAAUACUUCCCUUACUAUGGCUUAUUCUGAGCUGGUUGGCCAGCCCAGCAGUAGCGGCGACGUGCUACAAUAGCCGAGGCCUUCGAUGGACGUUCACUAACGAUGAGCCAGUCGAGGCCUGGCUGCCGUGCGAUCCCACCGCCAAAGCUACCAAUUGCUGUAGUCCCCGUGACUUUUGCAUGUCCAAUGGGCUUUGUAUGGACGCCGUAAUCGAUAAUAUGAUCAGCCAACAGGGCUGUACGGAUCAAGGUUGGGGAGAGCCGUGUCAGAAUUACUGCGGCGGAACUCAGAGCGAUGCGGCAGGGCUUCACUUCUUGUGGCGUUGUGAAGGGCAAUCGCACUGUUGUGGUAACAAUAGGUCAAUAACUUGCUGCGAGGACCUAGGGGUUCAAACGUUCGUCCUCGAAGUUGGGACUCAGAUGUUCAACCCGCCCACUGAGGCUAGCAGCAGCACGGCAUCCUCUAGUACAGCAUCACCAUCCAGUAUGGCAUCCUCUGGCAAUUCUGCCACCGCCGCCAACGAGUCUACGCCACCUGAGACCUCUGCACCGACAUCGAACAACGACAACAGAAAUCUAUCUAUCGGUCUUGGUGUUGGAAUACCUAUAGGCCUAGCACUCAUCGGAGCUGUGGUAUUCCUUGCGUUCCAGGUCCGAAAACGGACCAACCAAGCGAACGCGAACCCAGGGCCUCCAAUACAGCAGCAGUGGUGGCCGUCUCCAGAAGCUUACAAGCCCGCAGAGCACACCGAGAUAGCCGCUUCGUCUUAUUCAUAUCCACGAAACAAUACUGCAGAGCUUUCGGGUGUUGCUCCUCGGUCGGAACUCAAGGGAACGGAAAUAUAACACAUGCAGCGAAGCGAGAUGCAGUUUGGCACAGCUGUAAGUAUGUUUGAUUCGCAUUACUAGUAGAACUAUUUCUCUGCGCUAUGAAAGGACUACACGGAACGAUGGCUAUGAAAAUUAUUCGAGUGUGCAUAUACCUAUAUGGUGAGACAUACGAUGCUGCUCUUAGAUGACAAUUAUGAUAGUUAAUAUUUAAUCAUGAUUUCUUACCGCCGUGA